AUGGAUCCAAUUUAUCAAAGUAAAAAAUAUGAAACAAAUGAGAUUAUCGUUGAACCAUGUCUUGCCGAAGGAACUGCUCUUUUAAAAAUUUCAUUAGGAAAGCAACGACAAAAAACAUUCAAAAUCGACAUUGAUCAAGGUCAAAUUUUAUGGAAUUCCAAAAAAUCAGGAAAAAUCAACAUUGAAAGUAUUGAGGAGAUUCGAGUUGGUGAUGCGAUGCGAAGUUAUAGGGAACAAUUCAAACUUAGUGAGGAUAUUGGGCCUCGGUGGCUCACCAUCAUUUAUGUUGAUUUUGGAAAAUAUAAAACUCUUCAUUUAGUUGCGCCGACCUUAGAAUUAUUUAAUAUAUGGGUUGAAAAUUUGAAUAAACUAUGUAUGCACAGAAGAGAUAUAAUCGGAGGGUUAGAUCAUUUGAGAAAACGGAAUACUUUAUGGUUGAAACAAUACUGGAAGGAGGCUGAUAAAAAUGGCGAUUCAAAAUUAAGUUUUGAUGAUGUCGCAAAAUUAUGCAAUACUUUGAAUAUAUCCAUGUCACAUUCGCUGCUUAAGGCCAAAUUUAAUGAAGCUGAUGAAAAUAAGAAUGGUUAUCUUGAUUUUAAUGAUUUCCAACGAUUGGUGAAGUUAAUUAAACAAAGGGUUGAAUUAGAUAAACUAUUUAAUUCUCUGGCGAAAGAGCGUGGUAAUAUUUUAACACUACGAGAAUUCAAAGACUUCGUUGUUAGAUGCACUUUGAAAGAAGAAGAAUAUGAUUAUCUUUAUUAUAAAUUUUGUGAUAAAGACCUUAAAGAGAUGAACUUAGAAGGAUUUAGCAGUUUUCUCAUGUCCAGCGACAACUCCAUUUUUGCUCCAGAACAUUGCAAAGUCUAUCAAGACAUGUCACAACCAUUAAGUCAUUAUUUCAUUAGUUCUUCGCACAAUACAUAUCUUCUAGGAAAUCAGCUGGAUGGUAAAUCAUCAGUCGAAGGAUACAUUCGCGCCUUUCAGGAAGGAUCUCGUUGUGUUGAAAUCGAUUGCUGGGACGGACCUGAUGGUCCCAUUGUUUACCAUGGAUAUACAUUGACAACUAAAAUCAAGUUUCAAGAUGUUAUUUCGACAAUCCGUACCUACGCAUUCAAAUAUAGUCCUUAUCCAAUAAUAAUAUCACUUGAGGUUCAUUGUUCUAUUGAACAACAAAACCAAAUGGCUUCCAUUAUAGUUAACACUCUGGGUGAAUGUCUUGUCACUAAGUUCUUAUCGGAAAACGAAACAGAAUUACCGAGUCCUGAAGAUUUGUUGUACAAAAUAAUAUUAAAAGGGGUCGACACAAUUACUGACGCUAAACCUGAGUCUGAGGUUGAGGCAGAUUUUAAAUCCCCUAAAGCUCUUUCAAACUUGAUAGUUUAUUGUAAUUCUGUUAAGUUUGGAGGAUUUGAUCAUGAUAAUAUGAAGUUCUAUGAAAUGUUUUCGCUUGACGAAAAAGCUUCUUCAAAGCUUUUGAAACCUGACAAGGUUGCUUAUAUUCGGCACAACAUUCGUCAUUUAACACGUAUAUAUCCGUGGGGUCUUCGGUUUGAUUCGUCAAAUUAUGAACCACAUCAUCAAUGGAUGGUUGGAAACCAAUUGGUUUCCUUAAAUUCGCAGAAAUUUGACCUAGGAAUGCAAAUCAAUGAAGCUAUGUUUUCUGUUAAUGGCGGGUGCGGUUAUGUACUCAAACCUGAGCGAUUACGCAAUCCCAAUGUUUCUCCGGAUAUAAAUGUAUCACGAACUUUGACAAUUGAAAUAAUUUCUGCACAACAACUCCCAAAAGAUUCCCCCAAAGGUGAGGUAAUUGAUCCAUUUGUUGAAGUAGAAUUGCUUGUCCCUGGAGCCGAAGCUAGUAAACAAAAAACUAGCACCAUUUCCAACAAUGGUUUUGACCCUACGUGGAAUAAAACUUUUAAAUUUACAUUUAACUACGAAGAAAUGAGUUUAAUAUUUUUGAGAUUUGUUGUCUGGGAUAAAGACCUAAUUGACCUUGAUGAUUGCCUUGCAACUUAUUGCAUUCCCUUAACAAGUUUACAAUUUGGGUACCGUUAUGUCCCACUAAAUGAUUCUAUUGGCAAAAAAUAUCCUUAUUCUACUUUAUUUAUUUGUUCUUCUCUCGAAUAA
Molecule: messenger RNA, 2127 nt
Organism: Dentiscutata erythropus
Lineage: Eukaryota; Fungi; Glomeromycota; Glomeromycetes; Diversisporales; Gigasporaceae
Source: the annotation of a GenBank genome assembly